AGUAAAUCCAGACUUUGUUGCUGCUUCUCAGAGACCUUUGCAUCUGGGCAACCCAAGGGAUUAUCCCUAGUGUGGCAAGUACUGAAUGUGGAAGGGCCAGUGGUUCAGUCUCCCACUAUCCCUUUCCAAAAAUGAAGCAAUUAACCGAAUGCUGCAUGAUUAGGUAUUUUCCUUUGAUAGGCUGACCAUGAUUUCUUUAAGAUCUGUUUCAAGAUUAUAGCAUAAAGAAGUUUAAGUGACCGCUCUAUUUGAUCAACAUGGUGGACACUGAAAACCAGCUCUAUCCCCUUACUCCUUUGGAGGAGGAUGAUAUAGGCAGCCCUUUAUCUGGAGAGUUCCUACAAGAUAUGGAGAACAUUCAAGACCUCUCUCAGUCUUUAGGUGAUGAUAGCUCUGGAGCUUUAAGUUUAACAGAGUUCCAGUCACUGGGAAAUGGUCCAGGAUCUGAUGGAUCAGUCAUAACAGACACCCUUUCACCAGCAUCCAGUCCUUCAUCCAUUAAUUUUGCCACAGCUCCAGGUAGCAUAGAUGAAUCACCCAGUGGAGCAUUAAACAUUGAAUGUAGAAUUUGUGGGGAUAAAGCCUCAGGCUACCAUUACGGAGUACAUGCUUGUGAAGGUUGUAAGGGUUUUUUUAGAAGAACAAUUCGUUUAAAACUCAUCUAUGAUAAAUGUGAUCGCAACUGCAAAAUUCAGAAAAAAAAUCGUAAUAAGUGCCAAUACUGUCGUUUUCAAAAGUGCCUUUCAGUUGGAAUGUCACAUAAUGCAAUACGUUUUGGACGAAUGCCAAGGUCUGAGAAGGCCAAGUUGAAGGCAGAAAUUCUAACAGGUGAAAAUUAUGUAGAAGAUUCAGAAAUGGCAGAUCUUAAAUCACUUGCCAAAAGAAUUCAUGAUGCUUACCUGAAAAACUUCAAUAUGAACAAGGUUAAAGCCAGAAUCAUCCUUGCAGGGAAAACUAGUAACAAUCCUCCAUUUGUAAUACAUGAUAUGGAUACCUUGUGUAUGGCAGAGAAGACCUUGGUGGCAAAAUUGGUGGCCAAUGGAAUUCAGAACAAGGAAGCAGAGGUUCGAAUCUUCCACUGCUGCCAGUGUACGUCUGUAGAGACAGUCACUGAACUUACUGAAUUUGCCAAAUCUAUACCUGGCUUCUCCAAUCUCGACUUGAAUGAUCAAGUGACACUGUUAAAAUACGGAGUUUAUGAAGCCAUAUUUGCCAUGUUAGCAUCUGUGAUGAACAAGGAUGGGAUGCUAGUCGCCUAUGGAAACGGUUUUAUAACCCGGGAGUUCCUGAAAAGCCUGAGAAAGCCAUUCUGUGAUAUAAUGGAGCCAAAAUUUGAUUUUGCAAUGAAAUUCAAUGCACUGGAAUUGGAUGAUAGUGAUAUAUCCCUUUUUGUUGCUGCCAUCAUUUGCUGUGGAGAUCGCCCUGGUCUUGUGAAUGUAGGACACAUUGAAAAAAUGCAGGAGAGCAUCGUGCAUGUACUGAAACUUCACUUGCAAACCAACCAUCCUGAUGACACCUUCCUCUUCCCGAAACUCCUCCAAAAAAUGGCUGACCUCCGACAACUAGUCACAGAGCAUGCUCAGCUUGUUCAGAUAAUUAAGAAGACUGAAUCUGAUGCACAUUUACACCCUUUACUACAGGAAAUCUACAGGGAUAUGUACUAAGGAUUUUUAGUAAUUUUUUCCACAAUAUUUGAAGACGAGCAAUACUAAUAACGGAUGGGAGCAAAACUACUUGCACAGUUAUCUGCUGUUCACUCAGCCCAGAAAAAUCUAAUGCUGGGUAGCUGGAGUGUUACACUUCUUUUGGUUUGGGAUCUUCUGUCUUUUUUUGAAAGAUUUCUGCAGAAAAGUACUGAUCAUAGUGCUCGUGAAGUGUCUUACAAUGGUUCUUUUACUUGGAAAUUUUAAGAUUGGUAAGGAAUACAUAUUUGUAUAAUAAAUCAGAAUGUUAAGUAACAGAAAUGAACAAAAUUGUAUUUCCUCUUGGCUUAGUCAUUUUAGAAUUACUAUAACAAAUCCCACAAAUUCUCUGCAGGUAUAUGCAUAAUCAUAAAGGUUAUGCACUUCUGGCUAAUGGUAAUUACUGAGAACCAACUAACACUUUUCCUUACAGCAGUCAGUCUAGGUAUAUGAAAUGCUUGGAUAUUACUGUACAUACACAUCUAAAAAAUUUGAAAGACCUUUGAUCCACUGCUGCUUUAAUUCCAUGAAAUGCAGUACAGCUUCAUAUAGUAUUACAUUGGUAUAAUUUAGGAUUAGCCUAGGUGUAUCCUGGUAAGGUUACACCUUAGGACUAGCAUGUUUAAAAGAUGGUUCUUUUAUGAAACGGAUUAAAGUCCAAACAGUUAUCUAAAAUACAGUAGAGAUGUUCCAUUCAGGUGUUUCUUGGAGAGUAAAUGUGAUAAAGCAAUGGAACCCUUUUUUCAAGUGUUUUAAGGAAGUAUGAAAGUGUCCCUGAGUAAAAAUGAUGUCAUACCAUGUGUAUUUUUGAGAACUUGUAAUAGCUCAAGCAAUUUUGGCUUAAAAAUGCUAUCUUGUCUUAGCAAGAGUUUUGGAGAGACUGAAAACUCUGACCCUAGCCCAGAGAAAAGAAUUUCAACUGCACAGCAUUCUAGUGCCGUGAUAGCUGAUUCUGAAGAUUUGAUUGUAUAGAAAAGGCACCUUCUUUCUUGACAAGUAUCUUGGCAGUACAGAAUUGUUUGGAUCUGUUUACUUUUGUGAUGAAUAUGGUGUUUCAUUCUUUCCAAUUGUCUACUCACCUGUAUUUCUUUCUGUUCUGUCUUAGGCCUUGUCAAUAGAAGUAUUAGCUAGAUUACUUCACCAAAUUUUGUCCUUGUCCAUACAGCCGCAGUGGAUAAGGGGACAAUAUUACCAAGAACAGCAUUUGUAGGUAUCGUUUGUGCAAUAUUGUGAAAGAGAGCACAGUUGAGAGUAAGUUUAUCACUGAGAGCAAACUCUGAUUUUACGAUAGUACGUACUGCUAAUGCAAAAUAAGCCGUAAGGAAAGUGCUUGACUUUGCCAUUUUACAGGAUCUUUUAUCAGAAAGUACUGCACAAAAGUGCUAGCUGCAUGCAAGACACUGUGCUAUUUCUUUUUCUAUUUUAAUAUGGUGACUUCACAUUUUUUUCUUAUUUUAGUGUUUGUUUCAUAACACAAAGACCUCAGGAGCCAAUCUUAGCAUUUUCACAAUAGUUAAGCUUUCAGUGGCAGUGGCACAGGAGAACACUUUGUACUUGUUUCAUUGUAGCACAUUUGAAGAGUUCAGAAUCAUACACCUUUACUAGACGAAUUAAGUAAGAUCAUUGAAGUGAGGACAUCACACUAUGAUUCUCAUUUUAGUCACUCGUUUCUUUACAGGCCUGCUGGCAUGGCUAGACACUGGAUAAAUUACAGGUUUAAAAGCAACUUGUCAUUUAUCCAGGCAAUGGUCAUUAGCAGAGGUUUUGGUGUCAGAUAUAUUUAGUAUAAAAUAUUGAAGCAUAGGCAUCAAAUUUGGUGACCAUUGAGGUCAGGAUAGAAGCAAUGAAACACAUGCACAAAAGUUUCUCCCCUUUCCUGCUGCCAGUGAGCAACAGGAAGAAAUAGGCCUUACAUUACAGCUACUUCUAACACUUCAUUAAGAGAAGAUAGUUGGUCUUACUAGGAAACAGCAGAUGAGAAAUGGGUUGUCUUUUGUGGUUUACAGCAGUACAAGGUACGCCCUCAGAAAUAACAUGAGGAUUUUAGCAGUGAUGCUGCUUUGUUCUUCCAGUCAGCUAUGUUUCACUAGAGGACUGCGGGGUUUAAGUGCAAGACAUUCAGCAUUGAAAUAACUGAUCUGCAACAUUGCUUACUCAA
Molecule: messenger RNA, 3840 nt
Organism: Pezoporus flaviventris
Lineage: Eukaryota; Metazoa; Chordata; Aves; Psittaciformes; Psittacidae
Gene: PPARA
Product: peroxisome proliferator activated receptor alpha
Exons: 7
Coding region: 258-1664 (468 amino acids)
Biological process (GO): negative regulation of transcription by RNA polymerase II; negative regulation of inflammatory response; cell differentiation
Cellular component (GO): nucleus
Molecular function (GO): nuclear receptor activity; zinc ion binding; RNA polymerase II cis-regulatory region sequence-specific DNA binding
Source: RefSeq, a predicted model, not a curated record